AUGUCGACUCAAUCAUCCAACACAUCUACGUAUCCCUCAUUCAUGUACCACCUCGCUCAUACCGCCUCGCCACCCUUACGCCGUACCAUACACUACAUUCGGCUGUUUUUGAAAUGGCACGUUCCAAUCCUAUUGGUACUAUGGCUAUUAUGUCCUGUGAUAGCACAAGAGAUUCCAUCUGAGUGGCUCAACGAAACAAUCCUCAACUGCAGUACGAUCACGGAUAAUUACGUUGGCAACGCACAAUUGAGAUUUCAAUUCAAAGACUGGGUUAACCGUGGAAGGUGCAUCCGCUCAGGAACCGAUGGUGGCGGUCCGUACAAGACCUACGUAUGCUAUUCCCGCCUACAAAGCGCUAUCGCAAACAACCUCAACGAAAUCCGAAAGGCGGAGUACAAUGGUGCGGCCGGCGUUCUCGCACUUCUACCCACAAUUGGAGCUUUACUUGGAACCCCUACGAACGAGAUCUGGCGUCUGCUCACGAUGAUUCCUUUCGGAGGCUUCCUAGCAAUGGCAUGUUCCUUUGGAGGGGCAAUUCUUCCCGUAAAGAUCAAAGACUACGAAAGUGCCUUCAUGAAGAAGAACAUAAAGGGAGACUUGCGCGCGUGGAAGAGUAGUCUCGAAGUGCCAAAGACGAUUGAGGAUGGCGAAAAAGAGAGAAUAAAGCAACGAGCAGAUAUCUUGUUAAGAAGAGUCCAGCGGAAAUUGCAGAGCGAGACACAAAGAAAGGUCCCAAAGAUGUACAUCCUGGUUGGAAUCACGGGAAUGUCGAUCCUCCUACUCUCUGCUCAGGUCGCAAUGAUUGUCGUGGAGUUAGGAGCUGUUCUUCCGUGGUGGUGCAUAUCGAAAUGGUGGGUGCACUUGUGGUACAUGAUGGUCAUAUUAAGCGCCGCUAUCGACAACUACGUGCAGCUACCUUUCGAGAAACAAUGGAGGCUAUGUCUCUCAGACGUCCCCUACGACCUCACUGUUAUAGGUGGAGAUGAUAUCACCAACCAUAUCCCCGACCAGCAACACGAGACGGACAAUGUCAAAACUGCCCUCAAGCAGCUGAAGUCACUCAAGACAGGGACUGUGAAGUUCACUGGUCGGCAACAGCGCCGCGCGGACGCUAUCAACACACUGUUCGUCCAGGUCUCUGUCACAAGUCACUCACAUAACUGGCGGAGAACAUUCACUCGUUCGCUUAGCAAGAUCUCUAGUAUCGCCGUGUUCAUUGUCGGUACUGCAUGCUUUGCUUCAGCUCAAUUACUUUCUAUUGCGAUAGCUACAUUCAUCUUGACAUGCGUCCUUGGGGCAGGUGUUUUCAGUCGCGCGAUUACAUCUUGGAUUGUUGCCGGCAUUGAAACAGCGGACCCAAUGUUGCAUUUCGUAGCCGAUACAGAUCAAGAAGCUUACUAUGUUUUGGCUAGACUCUUUAUGAUCAGCCUAGAUAAUGCAGCUAAGCCGACAAGGCGUAAGAUCCAGGUGGAACUAGGCGGCAACGUAUUUCUAGACCGGCGUCGCAUCACUACUCGCUCACCAUGGCCGGCGCGAUUCCUCGGCGUUCUAACUUCCCCAUACGACAUUGCUCGAGCCGUUAUCAAAACGAAAGGGGACGAUGGCGUCUAUGAAUUCAAUAAUCUGGAAUUAGGGUUGGAAAGCACCAACACCGUCGAACAGCCUUUACUAAGGCCGUCACUGACGACAAAGUCGACAUUCGGAACGGAGAUCAGUGAGACAGUGUCCUUGGACGACGAUCAAGCACUUUCACGACGGCCGACUUUCCAGCGCAUGGGUACUAUCUCGAGCGACUAG
This is a messenger RNA of Alternaria novae-zelandiae, 1797 nucleotides long. RefSeq lists its product as uncharacterized. The record is from RefSeq and is a predicted model, not a curated record. The transcript has 2 exons. NCBI's taxonomy places the organism in Eukaryota, Fungi, Ascomycota, Dothideomycetes, Pleosporales, Pleosporaceae. Bases 1 to 1797 code for a protein of 598 amino acids.